This is a messenger RNA of Macadamia integrifolia, 387 nucleotides long. RefSeq names its product copper transporter 1-like. The record is from RefSeq and is a predicted model, not a curated record. Gene Ontology annotation, molecular function: copper ion transmembrane transporter activity. Gene Ontology annotation, biological process: copper ion transmembrane transport; intracellular copper ion homeostasis. The coding region runs from base 1 to 387 and encodes 128 amino acids. The transcript has a single exon. NCBI's taxonomy places the organism in Eukaryota, Viridiplantae, Streptophyta, Magnoliopsida, Proteales, Proteaceae. Gene Ontology annotation, cellular component: plasma membrane.
AUGACCUUCUUCUGGGGGAAGAAUGCAGAGAUUCUGUUUUCAGGUUGGCCAGGCAGCAACACAGGGAUGUACGUGCUGGCCUUGAUCGUGGUGUUCGUCCUAGCAGUGCUGGUGGAGGGUCUCUCCCGUUGCCAACUGAUAAAAUCCGGGACCAACAAUGUGGUGGCAGGGUUGCUUCAGACUCUUAUGCACGCCAUCCGUAUGGGACUCGAUUACCUACUGAUGCUUGCUCUCAUGUCAUUCAAUGGCGGUGUUUUCAUUGUCGCCGUUGCUGGUCAUGCCCUCGGCUUCUUGCUUUUCGCCACCGGUGUUUUUAGAGCUGACCAGAUGCCUAUACCUCCUCCCACUGAUCAGAAGCCCUCCGAUCUCCCUCCCUUGACGUGCUGA